GUAGAUAUUUCCUGAAGCUCAUUAACCUAAAAAGCAGCUGCUCUUCCUGUUCCUCUUCCACAUCAAACUUGAUCAUAACCUGUUUCAGCGCUUAGAUUACGCUGUAUUAUGCAUCUUCUAAUUUCGCUGUUGCUUUCAGCCCUGGGUGCCUGUGAGGCAGUGUAUUGGCAGAAGCUGAGAUGUCCAUAUGACCUAAAGCACGAGAGCCUGCAAAGGGUUUGGUGUAAGCAGAGCUCCACCGAUUGCUGCACUGGCCUCACCUUCAGCCAGAAUGCCCAUUUAGUGGAUGGAGGCAAACUGAAGGUGACCCAAGGCUCUGACUUUUUCACUGUGGCAGUGUUGGAGCUGCGCCAUGGAGAGGGAGUGUACUGGUGUGGUGUGCUGAGCAUAAAUGACACCCUCAUCAAGCUAGCUGGUGACUACUUUCACAGCUCUUCUGUUACCUAUAUCUGGAGCUUCACUCGCUGGUUUCUGCUACCUCUGCUGCCCAUGGUGACCAUAUUCACCAGUGUUUACUGCAGAACAACAACAAAACACAGUUGUAAGAAACCAGAGGAACCAGACGAUGAUACCGCUACGAGCAGAGCACUGACUGAUCCAUAUGAAAAUGCAGCAUCUGUCUGUGAGCUGGAAUAAUAAGGGAAAUGUUCAAAUGCUGUCUCAUCUUAAUUUGGCACCAGACAGAACAGAAAAAUAAAGUCCAGAGGUCCA
This is a messenger RNA of Lates calcarifer (barramundi perch), 711 nucleotides long. RefSeq lists its product as uncharacterized. NCBI's taxonomy places the organism in Eukaryota, Metazoa, Chordata, Actinopteri, Centropomidae. The transcript has 5 exons. The coding region runs from base 109 to 636 and encodes 175 amino acids. The record is from RefSeq and is a predicted model, not a curated record.